Cololabis saira (Pacific saury) is the source of this 3826-nucleotide messenger RNA. It is a transcript of the gene map3k14b, whose product is annotated as STE20-like serine/threonine-protein kinase. The transcript has 15 exons. Gene Ontology annotation, molecular function: ATP binding; protein kinase activity. The coding region runs from base 132 to 3125 and encodes 997 amino acids. Gene Ontology annotation, biological process: protein phosphorylation; positive regulation of canonical NF-kappaB signal transduction. NCBI's taxonomy places the organism in Eukaryota, Metazoa, Chordata, Actinopteri, Beloniformes, Belonidae. The record is from RefSeq and is a predicted model, not a curated record.
UGCGAGGGCAGAAAACCGGUAGCUGACCACUUGUCAAACACAUGCCAGAGGUCUGGACAGAGACACGGACCGGAGAGCUGUUCUGUUUCUCUGGAUUUCCCCUGAACCGUCUCUCAGUUCUCAGCAGGUAGAUGCAGCCUGACAGCGACAGAGAGAUGGCCAUACCCCGGAUGUUUAACUCCAGCACACCAUUCAUCAUCGUGACUGGCAGCUCUGAACUCCCGUUUCUGGGCAAAGAGGACGGCGGCCAAGGAUGUGAGGAGGAGCCGGACUCGCUGGUCCAAGUCAUGACCCCCCAUCUGAGCCAUGUGAUGCAGCACGGCACAGCCAAGCAUGUGGUCACGGAGGGCUUGGAGGACAAGCCCUGUGUGUCCAUAGUUGCACAAGCUGAAAGGGAAGACUUCCAGGAGUUCACCCCUUCCAGCACGGAGUGCCCCUUCUCAAGAGCUCAGCGUCUCCAGAAGCAUAGAUUUCUCAAGGAGGAUGCUGCCCUCCUCAGUGGAACGGAGGAAGAGGAGUCGGAUGGGGCUGCCAAAUUCGUGCGUCAUCACCUUCGGAGGAAAAAACAACGCAGAAAAAGCCGAAGCAGGCAGAGCCGGCGGCAGGAGGGAGAGGAGGCUCCUGUCAUCCGGGGUCUGUGGGUGCAGGAGAUCGACUGGCUGAAGACAGCAUCAUCCACUGAGCUCAUCCCACCUCCCCCUGAGUUCAGUGACUCAGUUCCCUGCUGCCAUGGCGACCUGCUCCAGUCCUGCACAUCCAGAGGCUGCAGCUGUGCAGGUGCUGAUGUCUGGGGAUCAGAGGAGGUGAUCAGGGUGAUGGAUGCCGAUGACUCAUCCAGCACUGACAACGGGGCCUCCCACUCUGAAUGCAAAUCUCCUACCACUCAUGAAUGGGACUCGGACUCAUCUGGCUGCACCGAUGCCGACGUACAUUCUGCACUUGACCUCAUGCACUUGUCAGGGUUGACUUCUUCCCAGCAUGCAGAGCUGCGUUGGGGCUCCAGUGGGCUGACAGCGAGUCUGCUGGGGGGGUCAGGCUCUCCCUCCACAUGCAGCAGCGGGAGCACAUCCCAGAGUGGGUGUGAGGAAGACACUGGUGACGUGAUAUUUGAUGAGCUAAAAGGCAAGGUGACGCAGGUGUCGAAGCUGUUCCUCUCCUCCUGUGGAGCUUCAUUAAAAUACAUGCUGAAUGACUGGAAGUCCAGGAAAGCUGCCAACGAAGGGCUCAUAUUCCAUCAUCUACUGCGGCCCAGCGGUUGUCAGUACAGGGACGGAGAGGAGUACAGCGUUCUGCACCACAUCCAGAAUGGCUCGUAUGGUGAUGUGUUCUGUGUUCGGGACAUAAGAACCGGAUUCAAAUGUGCUGCCAAAAGGAUUCCUCUGAGUCACUUCAGCAGCGAGGAGCUGAGCACGUGGAGCGCUCUGAACUCUCCUCGGGUUGUGGAGCUGUUUGGGGCUGUCAGGGAGGGGCCGCAUGCCGUGCUCUUCAUGGACCUGAAGCCAGCUUGCUUAGCCCAGCUUCUGAGGGCGAUGAUGUGCCUUCCUGAGGACCUGGCCCUGCAUUACCUGCACCAGUCACUGGAGGCGCUGGAACACCUGCACAACAGAAACGUGCUUCACCUGGACGUCAAAGCUGACAAUGUGCUGCUGUCUGCAGACUGCAGAAACACAUUCCUCUGUGACUUUGGUCUCUCUGAGACUCUCGAUGACGGCGGAUGGAGCACCAAGACUUUCAGGGGAGCUGGCUUCCCUGGCACAGAGACCCACAUGGCUCCCGAGGUGGCGAGAGGUGAUCAGCUUUGUGCCAAAGCAGAUGUGUGGAGCAGCUGUUGCAUGCUACUACACAUGCUCAAUGGGUGCCAGCCGUGGAUCCGUUACUACGCCCAUCCACUCUGUCUCCAGAUUGUCAAUGAGCCUCCACCUCUUUGGGAAGUACCGUCCAACUGUAACAACUUCACGGCCAAAGUGUUCAGAGCUGGACUCCAGAAGGACCCGGACAGAAGAGCAUCGGCAAAGAAGCUCAGGAGGAAAACCACCAAAGCCCUCAGAGCAGUUGGAGGUCUCAGCACUAGUUCAGUGGAGACCGCCUAUAAGCAGCUGCAUCAUGGCCACAGGCAGAAUGACGAUGACCACUGUGCUGUGAUCCCUGAGAUCCCUGUCAGCCCAGAGAAACCAGCGGGGGCCUUCGGCGCUCCAGAUGUGGUCUGGGUGAGCUCCUGGAGAACCAUGGCAGUGGAGGAGGACAGCAGUGACGAGGACGGUGGUGCUUCAGACCAAACCUCUGAGCCAGAGACUGAUUCUGCAACCGGAGACUGGGACUCCCAUCCAGGGUUACUGCGGGAUGAUUGUACACAGGAUGCAGACUGGGACACUGGGUCAGACUCAGAAGUUGACAUAUACAUUGGAGAAGAGGAGUUUAUUCAGGAGAAGUGGCUUAAAACUGAGAACGACUAUGAGGGUGACUGGGAGGAGGGAGAAGAUGAGGAAGAGGAUGAAGAGCAGGAGUCGCCUGUGUCCACAGAGUACCUCUGUGCUCUCCGAGACCUCUUCCCUUUGCUGCAGAAAGGCCAGCCAGAGCCCAUGAAUGACGGUUCCAGGGGGUCCGAAGCAGAGCUGGAGUACCUCAGAGAUGAUGUCCCUAUAGGCACCAAGAUGCAGACUCCUUCUCCAGAACCUCGAGAUGACCCCCCCUCCUGUUUCAGCUGCUCAGACAACUCCCAGAUAGACACAUCAGAGAAGGACUCCGAAUACUCGUCUGAUGACCUCAGCUCUGGCGUCUUUUCCUCCUGCAACAGUCACGCAGGCGGACACCUGGAGUGGUUGGCUCCAGCCAACCAGCCCUCUUCAUGCUGCUUUGAUGGUGUGGAUAUCUGGAUUGAAAACGUUCAGGGCCAGUGUUUGAGGAUCCGAGAACGCCGGUGGGUCAAAGUGGGCCACGUUGCUGUAGGAAUCAGUGAUCAGGUCUCAAUGAAAGCUUUCACUUUAGAGACUCUGGACAGAAAGGCGGUGUCCCUUGAACAGGAAAUCAAAGAGUCCGGUCUGUGGUUCUGCUGCGUUCCUGCUCAUGACGGGUGUCAGUGCUGGAGGUGGAGGGUCAGAGAUGGCAAGCUGGAACUUCGGGAAUGAGACUGACGUUCUCUGUUGCUGCUUUUCAACAUUUAUUUUGUGUAGUUUUUUUACUAAAUGCAGUUGUUAUUGUCUAUUGUUCUUUGGAGAAAUUAGUCCAUUUCCCGUUCGUGUCUGAGUUGAUUUAUACAACUUCCAAGACUUUGAGAUAUCAGCCUCCACAUGUGAGGACAUGAGUGACAAAGCUGAACAAAGACAAAUACUCAGUGAGGCAUUUUUCAGGAACAAUACACGUGCAAGGACUCUCUUUCCUCUGAAACCAGCUGGACUUCUUCACACCAAAGAUGACCGGCUGGAUUCACAUCUGCUAUACCUGGGGAGGACGUCGAAGUCCACUGAGCCCACUGAGCCCAUUUAGCCCGCUGAGUCCACUGUCAUGUUCAAGGAACCAGUUUUAUUCUGCAGUCUGAUGUGGAGUUUUAUGAUAGGAGGUCUACAAAAAAGAUAUCUCUUAUAGUAUAAGAAAAAAUAACUGUGGAAAAGUAUACACUUAAACAAUAAUACAAAUGUAGAAAUAUCAGGACAAAGAAAUUUAUAAAUGUGGAAACAAAACAAAAACAAAACAAAGAACAAUUUAAAUAUUUUUCAUUCAUUUUUGCAUUUAUUUUCUUCUUUACAGUAUCUAAAGUUAGCACAAAAAGGAAAGGCAUUUGUGUUUGGUAGAUUUCUUCAUUGUACCCAUGCUUCUUGACAAUAAAUCU